Messenger RNA from Mangifera indica (mango), 1737 nucleotides. Its product is annotated as NAC transcription factor 56-like. Gene Ontology annotation, molecular function: DNA binding. Bases 120 to 1124 code for a protein of 334 amino acids. Gene Ontology annotation, biological process: system development; regulation of DNA-templated transcription. Lineage: Eukaryota; Viridiplantae; Streptophyta; Magnoliopsida; Sapindales; Anacardiaceae. The transcript has 3 exons. The record is from RefSeq and is a predicted model, not a curated record.
UAUAAAAGAAUGGCCAUGGCUAUUCUAUGCAACCUCUUAAGAUUCUUUCACAAAAUUCUCCGAUAGACCGUAAAUUUGCAUAACCAAAAAGAUCUCAAAUUUUCAAUAAAGGUGCGUCGAUGGAGAGUACCGACUCGUCGGCCAGCUCGCCGCAGCCGAAUCUUCCACCGGGCUUCAGGUUCCACCCCACCGACGAAGAGCUGGUGGUCCACUACCUCAAAAAGAAGGCGUCUUCAGCUCCUCUCCCAGUAGCAAUUAUCGCAGAAGUAGAUUUAUACAAAUUCGAUCCAUGGGAGCUUCCAGCUAAAGCGGCUUUUGGGGAGCAAGAAUGGUACUUCUUUAGUCCCAGGGACCGGAAGUAUCCGAACGGGGCGAGGCCAAACAGGGCAGCCACUAGCGGAUAUUGGAAGGCGACAGGGACGGAUAAGCCAGUCUUAUCUUCUUCAGGGAAUCAAAAAGUUGGUGUUAAAAAAGCGCUUGUUUUCUAUGGAGGAAAGCCGCCAAAAGGGGUCAAAACGAACUGGAUUAUGCACGAGUAUCGGCUUGCUGAUAACAAAGUUAACUACAAGCCUCAUGGAUGUGAUUUGGGCAACAAGAAAAACUCUUUAAGGCUUGAUGAUUGGGUGUUAUGUCGAAUAUACAAGAAGAACAACACAACUAGAUCAAUGGAGACUCAUGAUAAAGAAGAAUCCAUGGAUGAUAUUCUUAGGCAUCUGCCGCCGUCGUUGAUGAUCGAUAGCCACCAGGACUCACGGCUGCAACUUCCAACAUUCAUGGGAAAUGAACAAAAUUUUUUUCAAGGCAUUAUAAGCCGUGAUGGUGACACUUCUUCAAGCUUCAAGCAACAGUUGCCUGGGGAUCAUUCUCUCAAAAGAACUCUGCCGUCGAUGAAUUGGACCGACGGCGACGAUCACACGACGGCAGGGGCUUCACUGAACAAGAAGUUUCAUUUAGAAAGCAACGAUGGAAGGAUUGAGAGAUCAACAGAUGGGCAUGGUUCAAUUGCGAGCUUACUUAGCCAUCUACCACAGACGACUUCAUUGCACCAACAAGCAAUGUUGGGGUCAAUGGGAGAUGGGAUUUUUCGGCCUCCAUAUCAGCUUCCAGGAAUGAACUGGUACUAGUACACUUAGUUCAACAAUCUAUAUAAAUACAAUUCAUAUAUUUGUGCUUGAGUGAAAAAAAAAAAAAAAAGAAACAAAAUGAAAAAAGAUUAAUUAGCUGUGAACUGAUGGGGAUUUUGGUUGUUGGGGAAGACAUAUUAGAGACUCAUUAGUUGGGUAGCAGCCAGAAUAUCAUUCAGUGUGACUGAGUAAUAUUACAAACUUAUCUGUAUAAAUUAAGAUGUUAAUAUUUGAUUGGGUGAUUUUACAGAUAAAAAGAAAAUCACAUCAACUAAUCAUAAAUUGUCAUCUCAAUUUUUACAGAUUAGUUUGUACAGUUUAUUUAUAGUUAUACUCUAUAUGUAUAUAAAUUAAACUAUAUUUCAUAUGAUUAUUUAUUAAUUAAAUACACAGAUUUGCUGGUGUAUGUUGUCUAGGUGGAAAAGCAAAUUGUUGUGGUGGGUCUUGCUGUAGAAAAAUAAAACUGAUCAGUGUUGUAGUUCUGGUUUAUUAGGAUAUACAAAACUCUAAAUUAAACUUUGUAUAGAAAUAAUCUCUGUUGUAGAACUUUGUUACUGCUUCACAUUUCAAGAAUAUAUUGUUUUUUUUUUAUGGUAAACAGAUAAUUGGCCAA